Messenger RNA from Oncorhynchus gorbuscha (pink salmon), 3356 nucleotides. RefSeq names its product C3a anaphylatoxin chemotactic receptor-like. Gene Ontology annotation, biological process: phospholipase C-activating G protein-coupled receptor signaling pathway; complement receptor mediated signaling pathway; inflammatory response. The record is from RefSeq and is a predicted model, not a curated record. The transcript is spliced from 3 exons. NCBI's taxonomy places the organism in Eukaryota, Metazoa, Chordata, Actinopteri, Salmoniformes, Salmonidae. Gene Ontology annotation, molecular function: G protein-coupled receptor activity; complement receptor activity. Gene Ontology annotation, cellular component: plasma membrane. The coding region runs from base 367 to 1527 and encodes 386 amino acids.
CACACCCCCUAUCUGUGUGAGCGGAGAGAGUGGAUGGGAGGGAGAGAGAUGGAAUGUGAGAAAGAGAGAGCGAGAGACAGGAAGUUCACACAUCUGAUUACUUUUCUCUGGCCACUUCACCCAAGUGACACAAUGACUUAUGGCUGGAGUUUCAACACUUAGAUACACAGACACACUCACACACUCACAGGAAAGACGGAGAAGAUCGUCUGUAAACUAAAGACACACAGUUUAGAACUAUGAACCUCCACGCUUUGUUCAACCACUGAAGCUAAACAUGCUGGACAGCUACUUCUGAAGCAUCUCAACUCAUAGAGUUCCCAGUUGACUUGAAAGCACCAUAAAUCCAGAGGAUGCCAGACUUUGAUGACAACGUUUCAUUACAAAAUUUACCCACAAGAAGGACUGCCAGCACAACAUUCCUGUUCAGGUGAGCACAGCACAACACGAAUGACACCAAACACCACCCUUCCAUUCGUCCUCGUCACCUCAGCCACCCAAGAUGACAAAGCCAAGGUGGUGGACAUCGAGGCCAUCAUGAACAACUUAAUCAUUGUCCUUUACACACUGACCAUUGUAUUAGGCACCACGGGCAACUCUGUAGUCAUCUGGGUGGCAGGCUUCAAGCUCAAGCCCACCGUCACCAAUGUGUGGCUGGUCAACCUGGCCGUGGCCGACCUCAUCUUCUGCCUGAGCCGUGUGCUCUCGCUGACCAAGAAGCUCUUCUUCGACUACUGGCCGUUCGGCAUCUUUUUAUGCAAGUUCAACGGCUUCUUCAAGUAUGCCAACAUGUUCUGCAGUGUGUUCCUGCUCGCUGUCAUCAGCUUGGACCGGACGCUCUGCGUCUGGCACCCUGUCUUUACCAAACGGCGUAGGACGAUCUGCGCCGCCCGCCUGGUGAGUGCCGGCGUGUGGGUGGUGGCGGCCAUUUUGAGCGCCCCCUACUUCGCCUACCGCCAGGUUUACCUCGGCAAGAACAACCUGAGCAAGUGCUCGCUAGAUGUCAAGGAGUCAACGAAAGGCGAUAACAGUGCUAAGCUAGCGCUCUACCUAAUGCGCUUCCUAUGCGGUUUCCUGCUUCCUUUCCUCAUCAUCCUCUGCUGCUACAUCCUGGCAGGGCUAGGCAUCAGACGCACCCGCCUGUUGGGCAAGUCACGUCCCCUCCGUAUCCUGGCAUCGCUGGUCUGUGCUUUCUUCCUGUGCUGGGCGCCCUACCACUGUCUCCUACUGGUCAAGAUGGUGAAGAGCAACAGUAUGGUGGUGAAGGUGGGGCUGACCGGGGCCACAGGCUUUGCCUACUUCAACAGUUGUGUGAACCCGCUGCUGUACUUCUGUAUGGGGUUGGACAUGAGAGGGUCAAGGUUCAGGCAGAGCUUAGAGGGGGUGUACCGGAGAGCACUAGCCGAUGACAGAGAUGGUCGAAACACGCAGUCCAACGAGCGCACAGUGGAUGAGAGUUCUGGCUCUGCAUCACGACUUGCAAUGGUGAAUGUGGCCAAAGUCUGUGGGAAGUCACAUUUGGUAUGAGGAGGAGUUCAUGUCCUUAUUAGAUCACAGGCUAAUUAACAGUGAAUAGCUGAAUAGCUUGUGUAGACAAACAUUUUUCAUAUUUUUUAUCAGUUAGGAUACAAAUAGACAUAGGGUAACUGUGAAUUUCUGUAAAUGCCUCAGGAAAUAAUUAUCACACGUUCGAAGUGUUAUGUGAUGAAAAUCACAGAAAGAAAGUGGAACUGUGCCUGGAAAAUAGAAAAUAAACUGUCAGGAGGAAGUGAUACAACUUCUGGGGAAAGUCAUAGAUGACUUCAAUCAUGCUGUUUUACUAAGUGUAAGUGGCAAAUAUUCUUAUACAGGUACUUACCGGUGUAAACUACAAAAUUAUCCCAAUUUGAUAUGUUGCUUAAGGGACAGCUCACAAUUUACUGGGGGGUGGUCCAAAAUAGGGGAGGGUUGUCAAACUUUGUCUUUGUUGCUUUGUGGUGGGUUGUGUGUUUUUUUUAUUGAGCACAGGCCAAUAUAGUCUACCAGUCUAACGGUCUAUCCAGCAUUCAUAGUGACAAUAGUGGUAGAUGGAUCAUUUGUCCAGAUCUGCAAUAGGCUAACUAACAAUCACACCUCACAUAAAACAUUCAAAACUGCACCUCAUUCACUCUCAUUGAUGAUUAAAAGGGGGGGGGGGGUAAAUAAAGAGUUGAGAGAAAAUAUGAAGAAAGGUGAAAGGGAGUCAGAAGAAGAGGAUGUGAUCUGGACAACUUGACUUGAGGAAGCGUGGUGGUCGCUGGUUUCUCUUUUAGUCACCACAUUGCUCCUCCUAGACAGACGGUUUCUAUCAUGUCUCAGUCACAUGACUGGUCUCUCCUUCAGACAAACUGUAUCAGAGGUGAACAGAGGCUCACUUCCUGACUCUCUCUCUCCCUCCCUCCUUCCCUGUCUCUCUUUCUUUCUCUCUCUCUCUCUCUCUCUCUCUCUCUCUCUCUCUCUCUCUCUCUCUCUCUCUCUCUCUCUCUCUCUUCUCUGCUCUCUGAUUAUAUUUUUAAGAAAUAAAAAGUAUGAAAGAGACAAUUCAGCUGACAUCUAUUUAUCUUUUGAUAAAUAUUCUCAAUGAGAAACUCAAAACUGUUUUCCUGUAUUGUCUGAAACUGUGUAGCUAGCGUUGUCAUUCAUGAAAGGCCUAAACGUCCAGGAUGCAGAGAAACAGAAAUCCCCCUCAGGACAAUGGAGGAAAGGAACAUACAUGGAUGGGAACAAACAGAACAGACCAGCCAGCCGCACCCUCCUUCCUCUCAUCUUUUUGAUGCUCUGCCCUUUUUCAAUGUAAAAUUAUUUUUUUAAUCAAUGAGAGUUAAACAAAUUGACCAAUUGCCAUUGUUGAGAAAGUACCAUGCCAGCUGAUAUCACAUUCUUCAACCAACAUGUUGACCUAUAGGAAGAGGGAACUCCUACUGUAUUACUGAUUCAUUUCAUUUGUCAUGAGUCAGCAACACACAUCCUCUAUAGUUGCUUUUUCACUGAUCUAUCAUUCACAAGGGGGAACAAACAGAGGUUUUCUUCUCUUGCCUUGUUGUCUUCCCUUGCUAGCAAGUUGGCUAAACACUGUUAGCUAACUAGCCUUUUGAAAUAAUCAGAUUUUUUAUGAAAUAAUGUUAAAUGGCAAUUACUUAUACUUUCUGAUGCAACGUACAACAUUAUCCCAGUUUAAUAUUCUACUUCAAGGUAUUGGCUCCCCUAUCAGCUAAAAAUAGAAUGUCAUAAUUGUUAUGUCAUAACAGGCUUUUUACAUUUUUUUGUUGUUCUGUUUUUACAUUUCAAAAUGAGGGGAUUCUAAUAAGGCUACAAUCUUGUCCAGUGCCAACCCCUCA